AUGCCCAUAUUGUCAACGAACAUUCCGCGCCGGACCAGCCUCCUCGUACAUCUCCGUACCCAAUGCAUCAAUCGCUCGACGACCGCAACUGCGGCCUCCACGACUGCGCCUGCUCCAACAUCCACAUCGACCGCGACGGCGCCCACGCUCAUCAUCUUUGCUCCAAAUCCCCGUGCCGUACUGCCUUUGAUCUCCGCCACCUCCAUCAUCUUUGCCACAGUCACGGCGGCGACGACGGGCGCGGCCACCUCUAUCAUCCCUGUCACUGACUGGAACGCUCCUGACACCCCAACAACCACCAUCACAUUCACCAUCACCACCCUCACCUCCGGCUAUGUGGACUCGGUCACAACCUGUCCUUAUUGCGGCCGCACAUCCACCACCAACAUCGGCCAGGCAGGUGACUUGCGAAUAUAA
Molecule: messenger RNA, 417 nt
Organism: Spirometra erinaceieuropaei
Lineage: Eukaryota; Metazoa; Platyhelminthes; Cestoda; Diphyllobothriidea; Diphyllobothriidae
Source: the annotation of a GenBank genome assembly